Messenger RNA from Cavia porcellus (domestic guinea pig), 6721 nucleotides. RefSeq names its product G protein-coupled receptor 37 (gene Gpr37). Gene Ontology annotation, cellular component: plasma membrane; signaling receptor complex. The transcript is spliced from 2 exons. Gene Ontology annotation, molecular function: G protein-coupled peptide receptor activity; prosaposin receptor activity. The record is from RefSeq and is a predicted model, not a curated record. The coding region runs from base 1087 to 2907 and encodes 606 amino acids. Gene Ontology annotation, biological process: positive regulation of MAPK cascade; adenylate cyclase-inhibiting G protein-coupled receptor signaling pathway. NCBI's taxonomy places the organism in Eukaryota, Metazoa, Chordata, Mammalia, Rodentia, Caviidae.
GCCCGGGAGGCUCUGCGCCUCCAUUCCGUUCCCUCGCCACUCCAAAGGGCUUGAAUGAAAUGCGCGUGGGUUCAGUGAGUGGUAAACCACCAGGGGAUCCCGUCUCCCCACAAACCAGGAUCUCGCUCUGGAGAAGGAGAAGGGGGAGGAGGCAAACAGCUGAGCUUCGGUCUCGCGGGCGCGCGCAGCGCUGGAGCCGCGGGAGACGCCGGGCCACCUCCCCCUUCCCGGCCGUGCACCGCCUCGCCCGCGGCGGCUCCAGGCACCACACGCUCCGCCCGGGCUGCGCCCGCGGUGCAAGUGACGAGCUCCUGUGGCCGGCGGUGCUGUCCGCCGAGGAGCAGCGCCCUCUUGCCUCGCUGCCUGCGGCGAUUCGCUUCUCCGCAGGAGCAAUUGACCCUGCAGUCUGUGCCUCCCUUUCGUCGUCUUUGAGCUGGUGGACAAGCAACUUUGACAGUGGUCGUAGGUUUAGAAUCCGGUUUCUUGGCAUCAGUAGCUUUUAAAGUCACUGGUCUUAGGUGGGACGGGACUUUCCCCGGCGCGUCAACCCUGAGUCUGACUGCAACCUGUUUCCAGCGAUCAGGGGAUGGAAUUGUGACUGACACUCAUCUGCGGGAGGGGACUGGUUUUUCUCUCUUUCUGGAGUCUCAGCUUGGAACUGGAUAAAGCACAAUCGAGAGGCUGUAAAUAGGCAGAGCAACUGUUUCCAAGAAGGCAACCACUUCCAAAGCCAGGAAGGAGCGUGGGGCUUUGUCCGGAUUUCAUCCAGUCGCAACAUUAAUCAACAAUCAGGUGUUGUUUGCAACUUUUCAAGGUCAGCCACCCGAAGCAGCAGUUCCGUCGCCGACCCUGUGGGUACACAGAGCUUGGAUUGGAUUUGGCUGAGAAAUGCACAGGACGCCAAAAGAGGAAGGCUUGUAGGGUGGGUGUGACCCCAAGACCCAUCCCUCGCUCUCCCCCAUCCCGGGUCUCCUGCUGCCCAGGCAUGGGAGAGUGGGUGACAUGCGUCUAACUCCGCAGCAAGUUAGGCAGCAGGUGUAGGUUCUAAAAGACAGCAGAGGCUGCUGGGUGCGCCCUCGCCAAGCCAUGAGGGACCGGGGCGCGCUCCUGGCUCGCACGUCGCGGGUGCUGCUUCUGCUGUUGCUCAAGAUCUCCGUCUCUUCCGCCCUCUGGUUUGCUCCUGCUCCCAGAAACCUAACUUGUCUGGGGGAGAGCUGUUCACCUGCACUGCUCCAGCGUCGCAACAGGGAUGCCUGGGGACCAGGAAAUUCUGCAAGAGAGGUUCUUCGAGUCCGUGAGCCCCGGGCGCAGGCAGAGGCGGCGGUGCGCGCAGCGCCCUCCCGGGACCUGGCGGCGGCCGCGGGCGGUGACCCCGGUGCUGGUGCAGGUGCAGGGGCGGAGGCGUCGGCAGCCGGGCCCGCGGGACCUCCACCUGGCGCCGGUAGGUGGAGAGGUGCCCGGGGUCAGGAGCACCCUGGAGAGUUGGGGAGAGGGAACCCCACGGCCCUCCAACUCCUCCUUCAGACCUCAGAGGAGGAAGAGAGAAGUUCCAGAGGCGCUAGCAUUUCCUGGCGCAGUCAGGAGCAGAACGUGAAGACGGAACCUGGAGCCAGCGAUCUUUACUACUGGCCGAGAAGAGCCGGGAAACUCCGGAGCUCGCGCCACAAGUCAGGACCCACAGGGCACGAAGGACGGACACUUGCACCCCCUGGCAGGGCGCUACCCCAGAAUGGGUCCUUGAUUGAAGAUGUCCCCGAACGCGAGGGUCCACGCCGCGGGAACAGCACCAACCGGCGCGUGAGACUGAAGAACCCCUUCUACCCGCUGACCCCGGCGUCCUAUGGAGCCUAUGCCGUCAUGUGUUUAUCCGUAGUGAUCUUUGGAACCGGCAUCAUUGGCAACCUGGCGGUGAUGUGCAUCGUGUGUCACAACUACUACAUGCGGAGCAUCUCCAACUCCCUGUUGGCCAACCUGGCCUUCUGGGACUUUCUCAUUAUCUUCUUCUGCCUUCCACUUGUCAUCUUCCAUGAGCUGACCAAGAAGUGGCUGUUGGAAGACUUUUCCUGCAAGAUCGUGCCCUAUAUCGAGGUCGCUUCUCUGGGAGUCACUACAUUCACCUUAUGUGCUCUGUGUAUAGACCGCUUCCGCGCUGCCACCAAUGUACAGAUGUACUACGAAAUGAUCGAAAACUGCUCUUCCACAACAGCCAAACUCGCUGUCAUAUGGGUUGGCGCUUUACUGCUGGCACUUCCGGAAGUUGUUCUCCGCCAGCUAAGCAAGGAGGAUUUGGGGUUUGGUGGCCGAGCUCCUGCAGAACGAUGUGUCAUAAAGAUCUCACCCAAUUUACCAGAUACUAUAUACGUUUUAGCCCUUACCUAUGACAGUGCAAGGCUGUGGUGGUAUUUUGGCUGUUAUUUUUGCUUACCCACACUUUUCACCAUCACCUGCUCUUUGGUGACUGCAAGGAAAAUCCGCAAAGCAGAGAAAGCCAGCACCCGUGGGAACAAGCGGCAGAUCCAACUAGAAAGCCAGAUGAACUGCACAGUAGUAGCCCUGACCAUUCUAUAUGGAUUCUGCAUUAUUCCUGAAAAUAUUUGCAACAUUGUCACUGCCUAUAUGGCCACUGGAGUUUCACAACAGACAAUGGACCUACUGAACAUCAUCAGCCAGUUCCUUUUGUUCUUUAAGUCCUGUGUCACGCCUGUGCUGCUUUUCUGCCUCUGCAAACCCUUCAGCCGGGCCUUUAUGGAGUGCUGCUGCUGUUGCUGUGACGAAUGCAUUCAGAAGUCUUCCACAGUGACCAGUGAUGACAAUGACAACGAAUACACCACAGAGCUGGAGCUCUCUCCGUUCAGUACCAUACGCCGGGAGAUGUCCACUUUUGCUUCAGUUGGAACUCACUGCUGAAAAGCAGUACUGGGUUUGAUCAGAUCUGUUUAAUUUUCAUAUCCUGUGAACAUUUUUACUUAGUAUUUUUCCCUUCCAAGGAAAACAUGCAAAAAAUAAUAAUAAUAAACCAAGGAAAGAAAUACAUAUUAAUGACUAUAGAACUGAUUUUGCAAAUUAAUAUUUGUGCUCUGAAAAAAAAGUGUUUAUAUUUAGUUAUUGAAGAAGAACCAGAAGGUCAAUAGUUUUAGAUAAUUUUAUCUGGUAUGGUGCUAAUAUUUUAUUUGGAAAAAGUUACUGCACCUUAACUUAACUAAUUGGCUAGAUUUCUUUCUUUUUAAAAUGUAGUUAUUGUAUAUUGAUGAUAGUUAUGUGGUUUUGCAAGUUAUUUUAUGUUUAAAUUGUGACUGAAAGUAUAUUGUAUAUGGUAUUGUGAAACGAUUUGUACUUAGAGGCAUUUACAAAGUAGCACCAAAUAAAUUUCACUUUAUUCUUUAAUGUCAUUGUCAAUCUACUUUUAACCAAGAUUCAAUAAAUCUUUUAAUUGCCUUAAAGACACAAUUACUGGUUCUACGCACAAUUUAAAACUGACCUUACUGUUUUAUUAUGUUCUCCUCUAAGGCAGGAAAUAGCCAUGUUAUAAAGAAGCUUUCCUAAGAAUAGUAUUUUAUAUGCAUGACUCAUAAACUAUAUUGUAUCUUAAAACAAAACUAUUUUUAAUAUUCACAUACAGAUGUACAGUUACAUCCAAAUAUUUAUGAAAUAUAAAUAAAUAGCAGAGUAGGAAAAAAGUAUUUUUUAAAAAAAAUUCUCUGAACUAGCAUGUAGAUCUAUAGGUUUUCCCAUAAGGUAUUAUGGACAGAAUCAAUAAUUUUAAAAAUGCGCUUAACAUCAGAUUUCUUGAAACACUGGCCUUUGAAGUUUUGUGAAUUCUGUAUGAAGCACUUUGAAUUGCAAUUUUCCCCCUUUUAAAAAGUGAAGAUGAUUAAAUCUAUAUAAUUUAACUGCUUUAAGAGGAAUGAAAGUAGCAGAAUUAUAAAGUAUGUGCUUAAUUUAUCCUGAUUAAGACACUUGAAUAUUCAAAUACUAUCUGUAAGUUGACAUUUCAUAAACUCCCACUACAACCCUGACCCGCUCUGUUUGGAAUCUAUGCACUCUUCUUGCCUCUCUGGAAGUUUUAAGUUGCUGCAAUUGUGUUGGUUUCCUGACAUAUGGGACACACGUCUAAAUGAGAUGGCAGAGACAGUGACCUGGUGACACAGUGAUAUUUAAAAGCUAUCAAACAUGUGAUUGAAUGUCUCUGUCCUUAGAAAAACAUUGCAUGAUAGGUGAACCCAAUUUUCUAUCUGGGAUAAUGUGUUUUCUGCUUGUGGAUUUCUAUACUAUUUGGCACAACUGAGUCAAUGCCUUCCUUCAUCUGGAUUUAACAUAAUGUUUUUUAAAGUCACUAAUGUUCAGUAGUAGAAAACUUAAAGAAAACUGAACUAGACAAUUUAUUUCCCAAGAUAAGCCUAUAUUAACUAAAUGACAGUGCUCACACUGUCUCCUUUCCCGAGUCUGAUACUCUUCAAAGGGAUUGUUUUAUUUUAUUUUCUAUUUUGUCAGGGUCUCAAGGGAGGAUAAAAACAAGGUGUCGUUUUCUUACAAUACCUGUGAUAGGCUUUCUCAAGUGAACAUUUGAGGACACCUAGGUUUGGGCUGCAGAGCAGAUAAACAAUUGUGACUUCACAGUGCUUCUUGUACUUAGAUAACUUCCAAGUCAAGAAAUAUGAGUGGGAGAACAUUAUGUAGAAAGUUGCCAUGUAGUUGCCUACAGUAAAUAAAGAUAAGUGGAAAACAGGCUGAGAUCAUACAAAACCAGUGAAGGGUAGACUGGCAGGAAAAAGACAAACACAUAAUCAACUAUGAUAUCACCUAGGACCUUUAACCAGAAGGAAGAUGUAGGUUUGGUCACAGUAGAGGAAAGUCAAAGAAGAAAUCAGACUAAAGAAGAACUUGACGGCCAUUGUGAGAUAACUCCUGGUAAGCUUUCAGAAACAGGCAAUGAAAUGUUGCAGGAGGACUACACAUUGCAAGGGGAGAGAGUAAGUUAAGCAGGGUAUAUAGGAAGGAAUCACUGGGCAUGACUAAAGAAUAGAUGACUAGCUCAGUUUGGCUCCUGUGCUCUGUGUGCAUAGAAGCUGCUAUGGUUUGAAUAUAGUUUGUGUCUCUCAAAGCUCCAUGUAAUAGAAACAUGGUCCUAAUGAGGCAGUAUUAGAAGACAAUAAAACUUUUAUGAUUUAAGCCCCAGUUAGAAGUGUUUGGACCAUGAAGGCGCUACACUCAUGGAAGAGAAUCAGUUUGUCUCAUGGGACUGAUAGCAGGUUAACUCUGUGAGACCAGAGCAGGUUAGUACAAAGCAAGACCACUUGGCGUCUGCAACUGAUUCUUUUUCUACUUCUCCAUUACACUGUGGUAUACUCAAGAGGGGCCUCAUCGAAGACCAUACAUGUGGGGCACCCUGAUCUUGGACUGUCAGCCUCUAAAACCAUGACUUAAAUAAACCACUUUAGUUAAUAGAGUACUCAGUAGCAGGUUUUUUAUUAUAGUUACAAAAAUGGGUUAAGAUAAGAAAUCUUGUGAAAAAUAUGUAUUGAGGUCACGUAAUAAAAGGGUCACAUUUUGAAAGAUGUUUAGAUAGAGUCGAGGAAGUGGAGCUCUGUUUUGUGUUUUCUUUUUUUUUUUUUUUUAGGGUUUUUGAGUAUUGGAGAAACAUCGUCAUAACUGCAAUAGGAAGACAAAUAGGCUGGAUGAGGAGAGUCUGGACAUGAAAAAUGAUAAGGAAGCUAUUAUGCAUUGGGCCAUAAUUAAAGCAGGGAACAUGAAUUUCUUUUUUAUUUUAUGCUUGCCUUUUGAUACAUAUACUUUCUCAUUGAACCCUACCUCUUUCAAAGUAGAUACUUUAAUAACUCAAAAUAAGUUGUCCAGAAUAUAAUGAUUUAAAAGGUUUUUUUAAUCAAAAAAGCAAUUUCUGUAACUUAUUUUUAUAUUGUUAACUCUUUUUGUUAAACUUUUUCUCUGUUCCAGAAUCUAUCCAGUGUCUUUCCUUGCCCAUUUAGAAAAAGAAAGUUAAAUCUAAGAUUAAAUCCAGGAAAGUUAUUAGAGAACUCUACAAAUGGUGUAUGGUUACCUUAACCAAAAUAAAUUUGUGCUUUCAUUAGAGUCAAUGAAAAAUUAUUUUCAAAAUAUAUGCACCUAUUUUUAUAACUGUAUAGCAGAAAAAAUGCAAUAUCAAAUUUCUUCCAUGAUUAACAAUUUUGAACCCUUCAAAUUCAUUCCUUUAAGCAUCAAUUUAAGGAACAUAUGUAUGUCUUCUUUGUGUCUAGUGCCUGGUCUAGAAUAUAUGACCUAACGUAUUAAUUUUUUGAUUCCUGCAUUAAGUAGCUUAUUUCUUGAAAAUAAGAUAUAUAUGUAAAUAAAUAAACUUUAAAAUGUGUAGGAUGCAUGAAAUGUGCUGGAGAAAAGGUGGAAUGACAGAGGAAAAGGUGACUUGAUUUCUGAUUGUGAAGAGGCCAAAAAAAAAAAAAAAUGGGAAAAGUCCAAGGGAAGGAACAACUCUGGUCCAAUGUGGAGAUUAUGGGUGUGCGUGCUACACCCCAGUGGGUGUCACAUAUGUACAACAUAAGACACAGAAAGGGUCUUCUCUAUGUUCUCCUCCCCUUUUUCUCUUGUUGCUCAUGCUGUUUUCUGCUGCUGUGAACUGUUGCCUUCUGCCAUAUGCCACUCUGUCUUGGAGUCUGCUGAUUGUGGACUGAAGCCUCCACAAACUGAGCUAAAUAAAUCUUUUCUUCCCUAA